CAUCACCCUUCACGCAGCACCUCACCACCACCACCACCACCACCAGUACCUACACGCACUCACAACCACAACCACAACCUUCCCAUCACCACCGCCCACCACCACAACACAACAAAAAUGCUAUCCCUCACCCCGCCCACCAUCACCACUCCAAAAGCGGUAGUCAACCUGCUCCCCUGCCGCCUGCACCACACUGGGCCCGCAAACGCCACGCCAGCACACUGGUCGCCCACUCGCUCCUCCUCCUCCACCACACAGCACAAAACUAGCUACUUCCGCGGCCGCCGGCUCCUCGCCAAAGAGCUGCUGCUGCCGGCGGGGUAUACCGGGUGUGUCCUCGCGCCAACAGACCAGGUCAUCACCCCCACUGCAGACGAGGAGGGGGAGGAUGGAGAAGGUGUGGAAACGAAAGCGGUCGAGGUCCUUGCUACGUUCGAUGGCAUCGAUGUCUGGGGCCACGAACAGGUUCCCCAGGACGAUUAUGGUGUCGUAAGGGCCGCUGAGGAGUGGGUGCUCCUGGCGGCGAGGGUUAAUACUUUUGAUGAUGAGGAGGAGGAGGAACAGGGGGAGGGGGGGAAGAAGUGA
Molecule: messenger RNA, 585 nt
Organism: Tricharina praecox
Lineage: Eukaryota; Fungi; Ascomycota; Pezizomycetes; Pezizales; Pyronemataceae
Product: ribonuclease H2 non-catalytic subunit-domain-containing protein
Exons: 2
Coding region: 118-585 (155 amino acids)
Biological process (GO): RNA catabolic process
Cellular component (GO): ribonuclease H2 complex
Source: RefSeq, a predicted model, not a curated record